Molecule: messenger RNA, 4251 nt
Organism: Opisthorchis viverrini
Lineage: Eukaryota; Metazoa; Platyhelminthes; Trematoda; Opisthorchiida; Opisthorchiidae
Exons: 1
Coding region: 1-4251 (1416 amino acids)
Source: RefSeq, a predicted model, not a curated record
AUGCUGCAACAGAGCUCGGACUCUAGUCACUUCCGGGUAGAUUAUGUUCUCCGCAGACAUCAAUAUGUGAUCUUUCAAGUAACACACACAGCCAGCCUUCGCGCAGCAUUAUCACAGUGUGAGUUACCUGCUGGCAAAUUUCGUCACACUAUAGGACCAGUUUUACGCAUAUCUGCCACCGACACAUUGCCUUUGACCCAAUGUAACCGGUUGGUCAAGAUAACUGUUCCUGAUAGACUGUUGACUAUACUUCCGUCCAACUCUUGGCACGCAGCUACAACAAACCAGAACAAUACUGUUCCCAGUCAUGAAAGAGCUUGUAGUAGACACUUCGAAAGUCACCCAAUCAUCCCAGGAUACAAAACUGAUAGGAAGCCCUCAUUUAGGCGCCCAACUGGGCCGUCGAUAAAUAAGGAAGCUUUGGAGAAUAAACCAAGAUUAAAUAAAAAUGAUGAAAAUCCCAGUGAACUAAAUUCUGCAAAGGACGAUGAUUUUGAUGUGACGAGUCUGAAGAGAUGCACUGAAAAGAAACAUUCUAAUGGACUUAUAUUUGAGAUAUAUCAUUGUCUAAACCAUGGUGUUCGCCCAGAUUCCCGUGGAACUAACAAUACCGAAGAACAAGAAUUUAACCGACAUAGUACGCCUGGUCAGGAAUCACCAAACAUUCACUCACUUAUAUGGGGUUCUACAGGCCAUAACACGUUUGUUCACUCCUCUCUUAAAAAUACAAACAAGAACACCUCAGUUAACGAACCGAAUGCCCUACCAAGGAAUUCGUCACAGGUGACGCGCAGCUCCGAACAACAUGACAGAAUGUCUGGAACCUCACUUUCGCUUUCCGUGCCGGCUGUUCAGCUGGAUCGAGGUCAAACAACUUCUAGGGAUGUGAGUGCCAUUCCCGAAGAAAAUUCUACACUUCCUUGUUCAUGCACCUCAAGUCAGCAACCUUGCCUGGCCGAUGGACGAAGUCCCCAGACAAACCGAAGUGAAACGUUUCAAGUAGGAAAACGGCAGCGGAUGGUGACUCUCGACAACCAAGCACGGAAACGAUCGAAAGAAAGCCGUAAUGAGCCAGUGAACACUGAGGGUGAUUAUUCACCAGAUCGUUGUGACGGUGAGUUAAGUAACGUACGUGGCCCAUCAGGACGUGAGUUAGAAUCAUCUGGAUGUAUGGACCUCAAGCACGCCCUUGUUCCCGGGAAUUCCACACAAAUUCAAGAAAAUCUCUUGGAUCCUAAAUCCCCAUACUUAAAGUCAUCGGAAAAGACUAAUUCAAGGGCUAUCGCUCUCCUUCCAGAAAUGUUACCCAAGCGGGUGAUUCGAAUAAGUGAGGUCAAACGUGGAAAUUCCAAAGAGCUUUCGGUUGAAGGGACUUUUGCCAGUGGUCGUGCUGGUCAUGAUGUAGCCACACAGUUGGUUGCCGCCAGGACAGAUCUUGUGCAAUUGGAUGCGGUUCACGAGGCUGGUAAGCAUGCCCCGGAUGAAGAGACAAUUAACAGGACACAAAUGCUCACACAAGAUCCAUAUUUGUUGACGGUCAGUUUAGAAGAGCAGGACAAUCCAUCAGAGUGUCCGACUGAGCGAGCAUUUCGCCCCGAAGUACGUCGAGUGAAGGAACCACAAAUGAGAAGAGCGCACAUAGAUAAGACAACUAGCAUAGCAACGCAAGUACUGCCUACCUAUCGCGCACGCAGCCUGGGUGUGCAAACUGCACGUGAACUAGAAAAUGGUAGAAAGACUACAAGUCGGUGUGUAACACCCAGUGUUUCGGAGGGCUCAGUGUGGAACACCUUGAUAAAGCAGGCGAGACAGACACGUGUCAAGACAGCGAGUUCGCAGACAAGGCGAAGCAAACCGAAAUCUCUCCAAACCUGGAACACUAGUCGUGUUGUGAGUUCUGCAGAAAGGAGCACACAGACUCAAUGCAGCAGUUUCUGUGCCACGGACAGUUGUACAACACCGAUCAGCAUAGUUACCAACGCAUAUCUGACCUCACCAGAUGAUGAUUUACAAGCAAGCCUCAAUCCUGCUAUCAUACCACAAUAUGUACAGCGAACAGAUUCAUGGUCUUAUUGGCCGCGAACGGCGAUUCGGCCACCAGAAACAAGAGCUCAUUUCAGUGAUAGCUGGGUUGUGGUUGGUUCAAACAGGCUGGAUGGAUCUGGUAACACGGAUCUGAAGAAUAGUCGUGUUGAACGGUCAAGUGAUCUACUUCGAAUGUUUGUAGCACCAUCAGGUGAAUCCACAUACUCGUCGUUACUUGGCAGCGAAGAGUACAGCAAUAAGUCUGGAUUGAUAUUAGCAGACGAUGUGACUUUCCGAAAUCCCAGUCCAUUGGAAAAAUACAAAACCCAGACUAGAACGAGCGAAAGUACACUGGACAAACGACAGUCACAUUAUUCUUCCUGGUCCACGGAAUCCGAAAGCCUACACGUGUGUAGUACAGAAAGUUUGACUGAUAUUAUCAAGUCGACCUGUGAGGGAAAGAUGCUACUCCAGGCCGAUGUUAUUGUAAGUCCCUUGAAAAAGGUCCACUCUGACCUAUCCGGAACACCUAAGGUGGCCGAACGACCUACAGAGCCAAAGUUCAUCUACACGUCCACUCGUGUUCAUGAACCUAUUGAGGUGAUGAUCAGAGAAACGGUUCACCAGCCGGUCAACUACGAAGACAAUGCCGCAGAUGUUGAAGACUCAAACGUAAGACUUUCUACCACAGAAAAAAUUCCGAUGAAGAAACUCUACUCGGAUGCCAGUGCUCAAACCGGAGGCGAUCCGCGAGGCAAGGAAGAAACACGUAAAUCCCGGGAUAGUCCGUUUUAUACUCCACCAACUAAACAAACCCUCCUUGAGAAAAUUUCACGUCCAACAUGCCACAACUCAAAUGAACGCAAAGACCGCUUGCAAUCAGUGCUUGUCCAAAGCGGCCGCCGAAGUGUACCUUCUAGAAGACCGUGCACUGCGAAAACUAUCGAACGGGAAAGGUCGGAAGCAAGGAAUUCUGCUCCACGGAGACCAAAUUUUGUCCGAAAGCUGUUCUCAUCAUUUCAGAGAGAGCCACUCUCUAUCAUGGCAACUCAAGUCAGUAGCGAUCCGUACAACAGCAAAGGUUCAAAGGCGUACACUUUGGAACAAGGUGGUGACCAAUCACAUUCUAGGCCAUUCCAAAGAGACCGCGCAAGGUCAUCUGAUAGAAUAACUACUACAAAUGCAAGCCCCUAUCAGAAUUCUUUGCUGACAGGACCCAAGCACAUGCAGCCGACUGUUAUAAUUUCCCCACCGAACCCACAUUCGCACUUCCAUGGAAGCACACCUAAAUCGAACAACAAAACGCAAAGCAUCGGUGGUUUAGAUAAAGAACAAUUUCAAGAGCUGAUGGAAAUGGUUGAAAACUACUUUUCAGUUUCAAAUCCAAGUGAGGAGCACGUACAAAUUUCCAACCCAAAAAAUACGCGGAAAUUAAGUCCUGAUCACAGAAAGCCAGACAAAAUGUUCAAGCGAUACCACUCAAAAUCGGGCGAAAAAGUAAACGUUCGCAAGAACGAAAAUCCAACAUUUUACCAACAGGUGCGACUCAUGGUUGCACAUCCAAGUGGUUCUGCGCCAAGUCGUGAAACAGGUGGUAGAAGGCCAACCAAAGCGAAUGAGAAAGAAACUGAAAUAAGUGAAACGGAAAAGCUGAAAGACCGAAGCACACAGGAAAUUGGUGGAUAUACCGUGUCACCCAAUAAGGGAAAGUAUUCUUUGAGCAAAUCGCCAUUGACUGAUAAGAACCUACUCAUUUCUAGGACCCACCUCUCGUCAGACCAUUGUCUCACCGAAGUAAGUGGUUUGGAAGACACCGAGUCCAGUGAACUAUAUUCGGUUGACCAAAGAAUUGAGGAGGCACUUCACGGGACAUUAGACCGCAUUUUAUUUGAAUCAGCUGACAAACUGGCAUCAGUUUUACCGACCGGACAGGAGAGCCGAGCGAUCAAAUUAAUAUCCAGACUGGAAUUUGUCGAUAACGAACAGUCACGCGUGGUAAAAAACGAUAGGAAGUCACCCGAAGUUAUUCGCUCUUACGAAAUUGUACACAAUCUGAAGCCAACUGCGAGCCGAAAGUGGAAUGUAGAAGAAGGAGUACCGGUGACCAGUAAAAGCCCAUUUUUUGUUGGUCCUGCUAAUCGUCACGGGCAGUUCUGCACACAACACAUGCCAAAAGAUUCCGCUGGGGAACAAACACUAUGGUGUUGUACACCUUGGAGGAAAUAA